Molecule: messenger RNA, 17096 nt
Organism: Cinara cedri
Lineage: Eukaryota; Metazoa; Arthropoda; Insecta; Hemiptera; Aphididae
Source: the annotation of a GenBank genome assembly
GUUAAUGAAGCAAGACACAUACGUUUUUUGAAUAAAGCUUAGUACGAAACUAUGUAGUGUACUGUAAUCUUCAAAAUACAAUUUAUUGCCCAAAAUUUAAUUUUAAAUGAAAUCAUUUACAUCGUUUAUGUAACAAAUAUAAAGUAUUUAAAUAUUUUUAUUUUUGAAGAUUUAUCUAAUUUACAAUGCAUAUAUCAUUAUAUAAAUCAAGUUAUAAGUUAUAAAAAAAUAUUUUGCAUCCGAAUAUUGUAGCUGCAAUAAACAAACGAUAAUUUUUAUUUAAGGUACGUAAAGUUAUCAACCAAUAACUCCAAAAAUUAGAUUUCAUAAGGGUAAAUCCCUUUUUAAAUUAUCACAACUUUCCAAUCUAAUUUGUAUGAUUUUUAAAAUAUGAUCUUGAUUAAAUUAUCUUUUUUUUUUUAAAUUUCAGUUAGAUAAUUUAUUUUUUUGGGAUUUUUAUUUAAGAGUAGAUUGAAAGAGAUACACGGAUUUUUUUUAAAUAGCUAUGUUUACAUCAUUAAUUAAACUUUAAAUAAUUGAUAUGUGAAUGUAUAAUACCUAAAUUAAUUUGAAAUCAUUAAAUAAAAUGUGUCUUGUCAAGUCAAUAAAUUAGAGGUUUAUACUAAACAAUAAAAAAAGAGCUGAUAUUGGGGUUACUGUAGUAGGUGGAAAGUUGGGAAGUUAUAGCAUAGACAACAUUUUUUGUAUCCAAAGAUAAACUAUUGCUAAUGAAAACCGAUUCGGAACAAGGUUUGGUAAGACAAUUUUUGAAAUGCAGUAAUUUUUACGAUUUUCAUCAGAAUUUGAUCUUAAAACGCGUAUGAAAAAAAAACUAAUGCAUUAAACUCAAAUAUGUUUUUAAGACCAUAAAAUAUAACUUUUAAUGUUCUUUGUGUUAAAUUUUCGAACAUUUCUCUUAAAUUACAUAAUUUUAAUAACAAUAUACCUUCCAAAGAAAAAUACAUACAAAAACACGAAUGCUCGUUUUUUAAGAAAAAUAGAUAGAAUGUUUUAAAAAUGUACUACAUCUACUAAAGGCCAAUAUAAGUAUUUUGUGAAUAAUACAAGUCUCAAUAUUCAUUUUUAACUGAAUACCAAUAAAAAACCGAAAUUCCAUACACUUUACUGUAUUUCCUACGUUUUUUCCCGGUUGUUCGUAAUUAUUAUGAAAAAUAUACGGAAAAUCAAACACUAAACAAAAUUUCUUUUCAGAAAAUAUGUUUCAAUAUGCAAAAUAUUCUUGAAAUUUGAAUCAAGAUUUCUGGUGGAAAAGUAUAAUCCUAAACAUUUUAAACAAUAAAAUCGUUGUGCUAUAAUUUUUAAAAAAAUACUAAUAGUAGUAGGUAAAUAUAAAAUAAAUAUUUUUUUGAUCCGUCGGGGCUUUUUUUUCUUUAUGUGAUUUUUGGUCAGGGGCUUUUUUUCCCAAUAGCAUUAUUAGCCAUUAUUUCGUACAUAAGUUUAUUACGAAUUUCAGUAUCAAGCAUUGAAAACUGCCAGCACAAACGCUGAAAACUACUGAAAACCUGCAGUGCCUUAUGAGUACUAUCAUGGUCGUUUUUCCAAGUUUUUAAAUUUUUUUUAUGAUAUAAUUAUCAUGGCUCUAUCAUUCCCCGAAAACAGAAUAAGUUAAUAACAUAGACCAUGGUUGCAGAGUACAAACAAUAAUCGUAUAGACAAUCACAGUAUAAUUAUUAUAAUCAAUAGUAUGUAUGUUGAUGAUAAUUACAAUAUACCUAAUUUCUUAUCGAUCUCUUAACAAGCUUUGAAAAAAUUUAAUUAACUAGGUAUCAUGAUAUAAGAUAGAUAGAAAUUUAGAUAUCAACUCAUAAAACACAAUCCUAAAACAUGGCAACAUGGUAAACAGUUACAGGAUAAUUAAUCAGCUAUUAAACUAAUAAAUAAUAUUCAGUAUCGCAACUACCGAUGAGGAUGGGAGUGUCGAUCACUGGAGCCCAGACUGCAGGGGUUUCAGCCCAACUAAUAAUAGUCUAUUUACGUAUUUGAUAACUUAUAACAAAAUCAUAUAUUAAUAAAUGAUUCAAAUUUUACAAAAUAUGGAUAACAAAUAAUUAAUACAUUAUUAACAAUAAAUUAUAAUAUAAUGGGCAAUGGGCAUAUUAUUAUGUUAAAAUUACGAUGCAAAAAAUGAUUGUACAUUAUCUAGUGUCUAGUAUCCGUAUUUCAGCAUUGAUGUGUUUUGAAUUAUUGUAUUAUUAUUCUAUAAAUAUAAAAUAACGUAAAGUCAUAUAUACGUACAGUGUAUUACUGUAAUGUGUAGACUAUAGGCUUUAGAUAGGUGUUGUGUGGUAGUGGUUAAUGGCUAUAGCAAUAGCAAGACGUGUGUACUGUGUUAUUGUUUGUAUCAUGGCUAAAUAUGCAGGUAUGAUCACAAUUGUUUAUUCCAUAGCUUUCCAUGGAGAGAAAACUCAGCUGGCAGUUAUAUUUAUUACUAGUGAGAUUGAAAUAAGACGGGAAUUACUGCUAGUGACGGUCAUUGCACCUACGUAUCAUAAAGUUAUGAUACAUCUAUAUAUUUAGCCACGGUUUGUACUAGAAAUGCUAUAAAUUGAAAAUCGAAAAUGAUCUCCUCGGUGCACUAACAGAUAAAAAAACGCUUUUAAAAAGGUCUCUUGUGAUUUUUCAAUUGGUAAUCUAUAUGUAUAUGUUAAUAAAAUAUAUUAUCUAAGAUUGGUGCUUGCUAAAUAAUAUAUUUUUUUGAUUCUAUACAUAAUAUAUUAUAAUACCUUAAACAAUUUGACCUUGAUUUCAUAAAUUUAUAAAUAUAUACAAUGGUGUACAUAUUUUUCAAAAUGUGUUCACUUUAAAUAAAAAGAAACUAACAAAACUAGUCUAAUAUAUAUUAUUUAUAAAAUGUAUAAUCCAUUCUGGAAAAGUCAAGAAAAAUUCAUAAUAUAAUAGUGGCAACUAUGAAUGGUAUUAUAUAAUAUUAUUUUUAAAUUCUUCUUCUCUUAAAAAAAAAAAAAACGACCAAACAAAAAUAAAACAAUUUUUCUGUUAAAAUAGAGAUACCCACCUACAUUAAUUUAAUUUUUGACAAACGAUUUAUUCGAUAGUCCUAAAUAAUUAAAGUUUAUUUAAAGAAUUAUAAAAAAAAAAUUUAAAAAUAAAUGUAUAAAGUUGAAUAAUUUUAAGAUCUACUCCUCCGGUCAAAACUAUAAAUUUUAAUAAAUGAGUCGUAUUUUAUGAGAUUUAUUUAUUUUAAACAUUUUAAAAAAAUAACUUGUUGUGGAAUUUAAAUUCAAAAUUAUAAAUUGUUAAAAGUUAUAUUAAUAAAAUAUAAAAAUAAUAAUGAAUUAUUAAUAAAUAUUUGAGAAAAAAGUCAAAUUGUAAAAACUGUACGUUGGAAGUUUUCAUUUUAAUUAAAUUAAAAUUUACGCAAUGUCCUAUAGUUUUAUAAUGUAGUAAAUGGAUUAUUAUAUGUACAAACAUAUUAAUAGGUAAUUACACCCUUUAACACCGGCCUGUCUGUGGAGGCACUAUGCAAGAGAUGGCAUAAAACUAGCGUUAAAACCAAAAACUCGUUUCGAAAUACUGUUAAAAAAAAAAAACUAAAUUUAGCCUCUGUUGAAAUGGUAUUCAUUUGAAUAUAAUACACUGAAAUUAAACUUAUAAGUAUAAAGUAUAGUUAUACUUAUAAAGUAUAACGUAUAUUAUCAUAAUAUAUAUAUAUAUAUAUAAAAACGAGGCUUUUUUAUGUUCCAAUUUUGUGAUGACACUAUUUAACUUUUUUCCAAUUUUUUUUUACAUAGUGGUACCAAAUACUAAUUCAUGUUUUUGUGUUUUUAUUCACUCAUUCAAUAUUCAUCAUGUCGCCUGAUUUUUCAUUUUUUUUUUUUUUUGUUUGAAGAGAAGAAGAGGGGGGAUGUAUUUAAAGGUUACGGUUUUCCAGCGUGCCAUUUAAAUAAUUUAACGAUUUAUUUUACAAAGUUGUACCAAAUACUCCUACGAGUGACCUAUUGUUUACAAUUUUAUUUUAUUCGUCGUUAUAAUCGUUUAUGCACUCUGUCGUAAAUAAAUACUGGUCAAAAACACCAAUAAAUAAAACUAAUAAUAAAACUCUAUGGGUUGGUAUGCAAACAACACUCAAACGUGAAAUUUGAAUUCUUCUAGGAAAAUUGGGAAAACGGUACAAUAUUAACAAAUAUUAUUAAAGAAAAUAUAUUAUUCCUAUUUAAUUAUUUUAUCAUAAAAUAACAUGUAUGUUGUUGACAAAGCAUCAUUAUCAACUGAACUGCGCUCAGAAUCGAUUUAUCGUUAGCAAUGGUUUAUCGUUGCUUACAGAUAUACAUUAAAUUACCUAUAAUAGUGGCUGCACCCGUCUCCAUUAUCCUAGGAUGUCUUUUUAUUUUUAUACAUUUUUAGAUUCUGAGCGAAGAGAGUAAUGCACAUCCAUAAUGUUGGCUCACCCACUUCAUCCGAUUUCUUGUGUCAAAAUGUUGCGAGUUAUUUGCGAGAAUUUGCGAGUCCAUUCCCAAUCAGUUGAAAUGGGUGAGCUACUUGAAGUUGGCCCACCUUCCUGUGGAGGGCGUUAAUGCUACUCGCAAAUAACUUGCAAAAUGUUGACGUCGGUUUCGAAGAAAUUUGAUGAAGUGGGUGAGUCAACUUUAUGAACUUGAGGAAUGUAUUGGUUUUUCUAUGAUGUGUUUUGGUGUAUCUGCUGCACUUAUACAAUUUGUUUUGUUUGUUUUAAUUCAUAUGUUAUUAACAUGGUAACCCAUAAAUGAACAAAAAUUAUUAGAUGUUUAAUUUGAAAAUGUUGUUGAUUCUGUGUCCACAUCCAACCCCCCCCAUAAGGUUUGCUUAUCAACUAGAUGCAAAUUCAACAAAAAUACCUCUUGUAAUUUUCUAUAAGAAAAAUAUUUCUGGUAGAAAACAUAAAGCGUGCAAAAAAAUAAUAAAUUCGUAACGCCUCUUAAAUUUGUUUGCUUUCACUUUACAUCUUUUCCGUUUUUUUCUAAUAUUGAAAACUGCUGGAAAUAUCAAAAAAUGAAUGCAACUACCUUAGCAACUAGAUCAAAAAAAUCUAGUAACGAUAAAGAUAAGUAGUUUUUUUGAAUAGAAGAUAUUGUAUUAAUUGGAUAGCCUAUUAUUUAGUUAUCAAUAGCUGACGUGAUAAUGAUAAACCAUUGCUUAACGAAGGACGAUUCCGAACGCAGUUCUGUAAUACAUAAUUUGAAUUGUAAUUUUUUUUGAGAUUUUUUUUUAAAAUUUGAUUUCAAAACGCUAUUAAAAAAAAACCGUCUGAUGAUUUUGGAAAUUUUACCAUGUAUAGGUAAAUCCUAUAAGUAUUAUUACUAAGUUUCAAGUUUGUACGUGUAUUUAUAACCGAAUUAUAGCAAAAAAAACAACAAAUUUAAGUUUUUCAAAAGCUCAAAAGUUUUGGCGAUGAUACUAUAAAAAAGUAAAUAAAAAAGGUAACAAAAAAAUUUUCGUGUGAUUUCUUGAUUAAAUCAUUUUUUCUGGUAGAAAACAUCGUCCGUGUAUUUAUAAAAUAAUAAAAUCGUGAAAUUGUACGUUUUCCUACGUUUUUUUCCUACUUCAGUGAUUUAUUUAAAAAAUAGCUUCGAAAAUCAAAAAAUAACCUGUCUAAAGUACGAUUUAGACAAGCUGAGAUUUCAGAAAAAUUGUUAUACGUAAAAAUCGGAGCAACUUUACUAGGAAACAAUGUGUCUACAGACUAGAAGAAAGAAAAAAAAGAAAUAAACAUCUUAGUAACACUAAUAGCUCUUUCGCUACACUCGGAAUCUAAAAACAACUUUUAUACUCCCUAAAGACAAAUACUUAAAAUCACUAUUUCUAAAAUUUAAUAGCAGAAGGAAAACGAAAAUAAAUUGACAAUUGCAGAAAAUGUAUCACCUAUGGUGAGUGCCACACAUUUUUAUCAAACAUUAAAUUUAUAAUAUUUUCAUAUAAUUCUUUCUUAACAACUAAUAUAUAUAUUGUGAAUUCUCGAAAGUGAAAAAAUGUUCAAAAUUAGACGCAACUAAUUAAUGAUCAAUAACAAAACGAAUUGGUAUGCUAAUGAAAAUCAAAUAUUAUCUCUGUUAUAAACUUACCGAGAAUAACCAAUCAGUUGUUGUUCAUCGUAGACUUAUGCAAAAAAAGCAAAUCAAAACAUUUGUUAAAUAUCCUUAUCAAAAUGCAUUAAAAAAAAAUAUUUAAUUAUAACUAAGGGCUAAGAUAAGAGUCUACCAAGAAAAAGUCGCAUUAAAACAGAAUGAUUCUACUUAAAUACAAUCACAGUGAAUACCUACUUAUACAUAUUCACAAAAUAUGUAUGUAUUAUAGUAAUCAUUAAAACAUGAAAUGGUUUUGACUGCAUAUUUUAACAUUCUAUACUUAAAUAAAAUAAUAAGUAUAUUGUAAAUUAUACACAGUAAUAUAUUAUAAAUACUUGUAGAUAUGGAUAGCUUGUAAGUUAGAUUAGGUUUGUUUAAAAACAAUAUUAUUUAUUAUUAUUAUUAAGUCUUUUAGUAUCGUAUUAUUUAAAUUAAUUUUAUAGAAAUAUUGUUGUGUAACAUCUUUAAUUAUAUUUCAAUAUAUUUUUAAUAUCUUUCCUAAUAUAUCUAUAUUUUUAUAUCUUUCCUUAUACUUUCUGUAAUACAAUAGUACAUGAGAUUCAAUUUUAAUAAUUAUUUAUUAAAAUUAACAUAUAUUAUUUGAAUUUCAACCAUUUAAAUUUACGAACAUGAGUUUUUUAUAUGUUUCAUAUUGUUAUUUUAUAUUUGUUUUUAUUUCUAAAGCAAGAUCACACCAUUCGUGAUAUUGAUUAUCAGUGUAUUAGAGCUAAACGUCUGGGAAUUUCGUCAGAUUAGUAAUUCUCUAGUAAGAUUGGUGGUCGUGUCAUUCAUAAUUGAAGUUGGUUUUAUCGGUGUCUUUACAUACAUUUUGCAAUUUGAAACGUUGGCCUGGGCACAGUUCUCUUCAUAUGGGUGAGAUAAUUUAUGUUAACUCUAUCAUUUCUACCCAAAAAUAUUUCUAACAAGUAAUUAUAAUAUGAUUUUUUUAUUUUGAAUUUUAUUUAAUUUAUUUUGAAUAAUAUAUAAUAUUAGUAUACGUAGAGGUAUGUAACAAUUGUAUACAACAAAUGUAUACAAUUAAGUUGUUAUUAAAUUAAUUAAUAUCCUAAAGUAAUUUUUUCCAUCAAAUAUUUAAAGUAUUAUAUACAUCUGGCAAAUAAAGACACAGUGAAAUAAUAAUAAUAGUGUUAAAAUAUUAUAAUAUUAUAACUAGGGCCGGCAUAAUUAUAGCCAAAAAAUCGAUUAAAUUAUGGAUGCAGUUAUACCGUAUAAAUUACCAAAAUAGGUACGCAAACAAAUUUGCUCUAAAAAAAAUAAAAAUAAAUCGAUCGACUUAACGCACUGAAUGAGUAUGCACCAUAAUUGAUGACUUAAAUAAAAUCAAAGUCGUGCAUUAUUAUAGGUGUAAUAAAAUAUAUAGACAAGACAUUCUAAUUUGACUUUAUCGAUGUAUAAAUAAAUUCAAUAGAUAAUCUAUAACAACUUAUUUAAGUGAAAUACAUUAAUGAAUUAAUAUCGAAAAAAACAGAUUCCUAGCUUGCAUGCUGUAUGAUGAUAUACAUUUUUUGAUUCCUGUAUCGUCAUGAUAAAAAAUUUCUUACAAAUGUUCGAAAUCCUUGAAAUAUGGCAACAUGUAUUCAAAAAGCCAUAAAUAGAUGGAGUAUUAGUUAAAAUAAAUGUUAGUGUUGAAACUUUUGAUAUCUGUCAUGCCAUUGACGAGAUAUUUCAAUAUUAAGUUUAAGUUGAGAGAUAAUAAUGGAGUAUCAUUUCUGUGGCGGUACGGUGCGCGACGUUUGAAUAAUGCACCACUACUCUCUCCCAACCUAAACUUAAUAUUGGAUUAUCUCGUCAACGGAUUGAUGGAAAUACAAAAUGUCAACACUCAAUUUUAUUUUAACCAAUAUACCGUCUAUUUAUGGAAUUUCUAAUAAAGUUUGCCAUUUGAAAAUCAAAAGUAGGUAGAGUGGUUUUACCUCCAAAAAUAAGGGAGACAAAAAAUAACAUAAAAAUAAAAUUGUAGAGCAGUUUGUUUCUCAAAUUUUCUAGAAAACAAAUUCCAGAAAAAAGUAAUAGAGAUAACGAGUGUACUUACUUGAAUGGAUCAUCCGAUAGAAAUUUGAAAAUAUUUUCAAUAUGUGGUUAAUGAAAUAUUUAUGCUAAAUUCAUAGGUUUAUUUGGCCGGCUAUUUGUCCAGCUGUACUAGUGCCAAGUUUGUUGCAAUUAAAACGUAUGGGUUAUGGUGAAGAAAGCGGUGUAAUAAACCUAUUGGUUGCUGCAUCGUGUAUAUUGGAAGUAUUAACAAAUAUGACAGAUGGAUUUUUAGAAUGCUUGAGUGUUUUUAAUGGCAAGUUUUUUUUAUAUGUUACUUAUCUACAUAUAUAUGUAUAAUAAUUUUGAUAUGUAUGGAAGAUGAUGCUCAACUUUUUAUACUGAUUGUUAAAUUUUUCUCAAAAACUAAAUUAUGUAUACUAUUGAUAGUACGUACUAUGGAUAUUUUACGGAUAUUGUUCAGAUUUUUCAAUAAGUUGAUUGAUUUAUAAAUAAUUUCCUUUUGUAGUAUUAUACCUAUCAUAUUUGUGGAAUUUAAGUUAUAUGACGUGUCAAAUAGAUAUAUUUUUGUUGUUUUAAAUCAAUUAUAAAUGUGGGCAAAUUAUGAAUUAAGGUUAGGCGUUUGUGUUUUUAAAUUAAACUGUAACAGUUUUAUAAACACCUAAAAGUCAAGGAAAGAGGCCAUUUUUAGAUAAUAAUUACGGUAAAACAUCUAGACUAAAUAAAACAAAAAUAGGGUGUAUUAUAUCAACUGAGAUCAGUGGAUUACGCAUUUUUGAACUAAUAUUUUAAUAUAUUAAAUGUGUUUGCAAUAUACAUUGUACAUAUAUUGUUCUUUUUAUUUUUUGUAGUUUCGUCCACAUAUGUUAAAAUCAUUCUUUUUGCCGAGGAAUUAUUUAUUGAACUCGGGAUCGGCAUAAUAUUUGGAGUAAUAAUGAUGUUUGUACCAUCUAAUGCAUGGACAAAAUUGUCUAGUAUACUGAAAAAACGGAAAAAUGAUAAUCCACAUAUCAACAAAAAUCAAGUAAAUAUUAACUAUAUUAUAUUUACUUAGUAUAUAGGAAAAAGCUGUAUUUAUGUAUUUUAUUUUAUUUUAUUGUAACAAUCAACUAAAUAUAUUUAAAUAACACAAAUAGGAACAAUAGUUUCUUACAAUAAAUAUCUAUUUCCUUUAAAACCCUUUGCGGUAUUGUGGUAUAGUGAAACCACCUAUUAUUUUAUUUUUUUUUUAUGUUAUUAUGUUUCAAAAAAAAAUUAAUGUACGCCUCAAAGGGUUAAUUCAUCUUGUUUUGAUGAUAGUAAACUAUUUAAAUUUAUAGCUACAAAAUAAAUUAUAAAUGUUAUAAAAUAUAAGAUAACCAGCUGAAUUACAGUAUAUUAACCCGGUUUCAUCUGUGUGUAGUAUUUUUAUGUUAAGUACCUACAACUUUUUUUUAUUAGUUUUUAUAUUACAGUUAUAGGUUGUAUUUAGAUGUCUCAUUCCGGCGUUGCCUAUGUAUUGUAAUAACCAAACAAAUUUUAUAUUUUAGUAAAUUCAAAGACAAAUACUAAGAGAAAAUUCUUAUCAAAGAAAUAUUGAAAUAUAAAUAUAUAGUUGAGUUCGGUUAGGUUAGGUUGGGUGUCCCUUAUAUGAAGAAAACAUUUUUCUUAGAAAAUGGACACGCAUACUUUUUAAUUUUUUUCCUUUUGAUUUAUAACAAUUGUGAAUGAAAUAUUUUCUCUCUGGGAUAACGUUAAUUCGUGCCGAAUUCUCUUCAUAAUUGAUACAUAUAAAUUCUAGUGAUUCUGUUAAAAUAAGUCUUUUUCUUAAGACACCACUUGAAAUGUUUACCAGGUAUUUGUGAAGAAAUGAUGAAGAUCUGUAGAAAAUAUGAAAAUACAUAAAUUAAUUGGAUACUAUUUUAUUUCAGAACAUUAUAUUUUAUACAAAAUAAUUUUUAAUUUUUUUUUUGAAAAAAUGAACAUUUAAUAAUAGAUUAUUACAAUUAUUACUUCUCUUUGAAUUCUCUUUUUUAUAAUCUAGAUAUAAUUUUCGAUGUUCAUCAACACAUUAUAACACGAACUGUUUUGUUCUUCAUCAGCUGUGAGUAGACCGUGAAAAUCCUGUAAUAAUUUCACAGCUCUCUCUGCUGUAUCGUUCACUGCUUUUAGACAUGAAACUACUUCUUUUGCUUCAGUAAAAUCUUGAUUUGUCUUCCAUGAACAUAAAGGUGCCUCAAUUAAUUUGUCAUUGAGUUCUAGGUGACUGAACAAAUUCUUACUCUUAGAAGAUACAAAGUUAUCUAGUUUCUUCACUAUAAAAAAAAAAAAAAACGAAAACAAUUAAAUUAAAUUAGUGAAAUAAUACUUAUUUAUAGUACUAAAGUGGUAUCAUUUGUCAGAGAGGCUCCCAUUUGAAAUAAUAAAUUUGAAUCAUAUAGAUCCAUUCAUUAAAUUUACUCGAGGGAAUUAGUGCUUAUAGAUAACUUAAAAAAAUAACUAUUUCCUGUCAAAAACUGUAGCACCGUUGAAAUAAUAAGAAGUUUAAAACCUUUCAUAUCACGAAAAUUAUCCGUGAUGAUAAUUGAAGAAAAAUCGAUAAAAGCUGAAUUUUCAAUAUUUCACCCGGCCCGGCCACUUGCUUUUUAGGGAUAAAUAAAAAACUAAUGGUCCGCAAAAUUUGGAAAUGAGUCAUGAUAUUAAAUAUGUAGUUGUUUUAUAUGUCCAGACUGGUGAACUGGUAUAAAGAGAAAAUAAUUUAAAAAACAAACGUUUUAGAACGUUUUUACAAGAAUUUUAACAAACUUUAAUAAGAAUUUAUCAUACAAUAGACCAGUAAGUUCUUGAAUAGAUGGGAUAUAUCUUCUCCCAGACGUUACUGGCAUUUCUCUACGGAGAUUUUCAACCAUUCGUGCUUUUAUAGACUGCGACUUUAUCUGUGAAAUACCAUAGAUGUUGGCAAAAUUUCUUUAUAGCUGUUUUUGAUAUUAUUUCAUCUACAGUCUUGUUCGCAUUGAGAGUUUUUAGGAAGUCUAAAUCUUGCUGAGAAGCUUUUAUUGCAGUUGUGGGUUGCAACCAUGGCUUAAUGUAACAUAUCACAAUAAAACUACACACAUCCAGUAGAACUAAUUUGUCUUUUGGGGGCAGAUUAAACUGUGCUCUAAGUAAAGUAAUUUUCAAGGAAUACAGUGCUCUUGUCAUCCAAUGUGAUUGAUGCAUUGGGUUAAGUGGACUUAUUUUCAAUUUUUUAUUUUAAUCUCCUCCUAAUAAUAUAAUAGACAGCUCUACUAAUUCACGAUAAUCAUGUCUCAGAUCGUUCUUUGAAAUUCCAGCUCGAUAAAAUACGACUAUGAGAUAGCCAGUAGUCACAUACGUCUUGCAACACCUAAGUAAUUUUAUCGUACGAAAAUACGAUAAGAGAAAAAAGUAUGAUUUUAAGUUUUAAGACGUAUGUUAUCGACUAAUUGGCAGUUGUGACAUCAAGAUAAAUCUAUUUAUAGUUUUGUUGAAAAUUAGAUUUUAUAACGAUAUAAGAUUAGUAAAAGUUUGAUGAUAUUAACUUUAUUUCAAUAAAAUAUUUUUAUGUACGAUAGUUUUAGACCAAACAGAAAAAAUUAGAGAGUAUUGGUUUAAAAAAAUUGUAGUUUGAAAAUAAGGGAAACCCUUGUACAUUGUAUACUUUAACCCUAUAUUAAUAUAAUAUAUUUGUUUAUUGGAAAAAAUGUUUUUGAUUCGUUUUACGUUUUAUUAUUAUUGUUAUUGAGAGGCAUGACUGCACAGAAAUGGCGUUGAAAUUAAAUUUAAAAAUUAAUUAAAUAAAUUUCAAAUUGUUGAUAACAAUUUUUUUUACAUAAUAUUACAACGAAAAACACAUCUAUAGUAAUUUAGAUAACUAGUUAUCAACGAUUGAAUCUGUUAAAUUGUUUUUAUAUAUAUUUAAACAUAUCCUUGUAAAACUUGCCUUUACUGUAAUAAUAGUGUUUUUAUCGCAGUUUUGUUUAGACCAUGGCUUAAUUAUACAACGUUAUUGCAAUAGUAUCCCCACUAUAGCGUUUUAUCACGUUAAGAGAUUAAAAUUAAACCAAAAUGGCAAUGUAAGGAGCAAUGUUCUGAUUGGCUGUGUAUUAUAAGAAUCGGCAUAAAUAUUAUACUUAUACAUUAUAUAUUUAAUUGAUAAAAGACUGUACUUUUACGCUGCCAUUUUAUUUUUUAUUUUUUGAUUUCAGUAUAGGCUAUGUGGAAUAACCUUGUAUAAUUAAGUAGUGAUCUAAAUCACUUCACACCAAUAAAUUAUUGGUAUAAAUGGUGUGAUGCAUAAUAAAUUAUGCGUAUAGUUUGUAUAGAUAUACAAUCCCGUAGUUUAUAAAUGCAAUACGUCAUAGAGUGCAUAAACCCAAUAAUAUUAUUUACAUGUAAGUACUAUUUCGUGUUAUCAAUAGUAAAGUCCGAGUAUAGUAUACUUGAAACUCUAUAUACUUCUUUACAUGAAAUACUACAAAGGUCACUAAUAUCAUUAUUAUCACAAAUAUAUUAUACUUUGCUAAGUUGUUGUUCUUAUUAAUCGGGAAAUUUAUAAAAAAAAAUUGUAUAGUUAAUUAGCAGUUUGCUGCUAUAUAUAAAUAAAAAAGACCAAAACUUUUUUAAGUUCUCGUGUUGCUUUUAAAAAAAUACGAAAAAGUAGAAACUUAUUAUCGACAUAUUAUGUUAUGGAACUUAUAAUUAAUUCAUUUAUUUGUAUACUAUUGUAUACUAUUGGUGUACAAAUAAACAAAUUGUGACUCAAAAUGCUAGCUUGAAGUACACCAUAAUUAAUUAUCAUUCCUUUACCUGUGAUCUCAUUAAUUUUAACUUUUUUAUUUUUUACAAAUAACUUUUAAACUAGUUAUAACUAGAGUUUUUGAUACCAAAGUUAGGUAAAAUAUCAAGAAAUUUGACAUGGUAGACCAUGUCAAAAGCCUUAGCUAAAUCAAUAAUAAUUGCUGUUAACUUUUUACUGAUACUUCGUCAGAGCCUGCAGUAUUAAUAGUAUUAUUUUUAAUGUCUUAUAAUUUUAAGUACCUUACUUGUUUGUAUUAAGUUUUUCCACAAACAAAUGUUUUAAAAAUAUAAGUUUAGACAUAUUGUAAGUUUUAAUGUUAAGUUGUAGAUACAAGAAUACUAUUGAUAUUAGGUAGGCAGUGAAAAACUUAUUUAGCAUAUUCACAUUGGGUCUUUUACGGUAUUUAUAUUUUGAUUAUUAACAGCUAUGAAUUUGAUUUUAUCAUAGUCUAUAUUUUUGGAGAUGACUAUACUUAUACAUCUCUGAUUAAUUUGCAUGUUAAUUUAGGAUUAUAAAAGAGAAAAAACAUCUUUAAAUUAUUUAUAUUACAUAAAAAAUAUAAAUAAUACAUACUAAUGAAUAAUAAUUCCUAUGUAUUCAAAUUUAUUUCCUUGAAUACUUACAAAAUGUAUUUUAAUUUUAAUUAUUUUAUUGAUUUAGACAUAUUUUGAUGGAUAGAAUUUUGUGUGUUUGAUAAAUAUAAUUUUAUUGUUUUAAUCGUAAUAUCUAUAAAUCGUAACAAUUAAUUUUUAUUUUGUUUAGAAUAUUGUAUCGCUAUUAUCAAUAAUAAGAGCAAUUCUAUUAUGCUUUGUUGGACUUCUUAUUGGGUUAUACAAGUGGUAUACUGAUUUACCCAUAACUUACUCUUUAGGAUGUGCCAUAUCAACAAUUUUAGCAAGCACUAGCUGGAAAUGUAAAAACCAGAAUAAUAUAAACCCAACAAUAUCAUCAUCUAAAGGCAUUAAUAAUCAAGCGCAACAUGAAAUUAAUGCAAUUUCAAAAAUAUUCGAGUUUAUAUGGAAUGUUCUCCAUCCUUUAAUAUUCGUGUUAAUUGGAUACGAUUUAAGCUAUACUAUUUACAGUAUAAACACAGCCAUGGUAUUAACUGGAAUAAUCAUAUUCAUGGUUGUCAUAAUUGUAAGUAUUUCUUUUUUAUAGCAAUUAAAAACUACUAAUAAUAUUAAUAUAAAACAUUUUAAUUAAUUGUUUUUGAAUGUUGAGCUAUUUUCUCAUCUGGUGUUUUUAAUCAUUUUUUUUUUAAAUUUCGUUUUCUAAUCUUCUUUUUGAUGUUAAGUAAUACCUACAAUGACUAUCGUUUAACUAUGAAGUACCUACGGCCUACCUAGUAAAAAUAUAUCAUUAAUAUGAUAAUGUAAUAUGAAAUAGGUAAGUACUUAUAUCAGUUAUAUCACAUAAUAUAUUAUAUACAAGUAUACAGAAUGUCCCAUAAAAAUAUACCCUUUGUGAUAAUUUGGAAAGUUAUACUUAUAUUUUUCUUUUGAAAAUUUAAGAAACAAGCAGCUUUAAUAUGUUAAAUUUUCAUUAUUUUAUUAUUUUUUGUUAGGCACCUUUAUUUUUAGGAGCAAACUACUACCCAUUUUUAAAUUUAAAACAGCAACCUAUAUUAAAAUUCCAUAAAUAAAUGACGUUUUAGUUAAAAUAAAUUUUGAAAGUUUUAAUUUUUGUCGACCCGUUAAUGAGAUAUUCCAAUUUUAAGUAUAGGUAGGAGCAAUAUUAAAAUACUAUGUGCCACGUCACAACAUAAAUGAUGCUCCAUUACUGUAUACCUACUCAAACUUAAAAUUGGAAUAUCUUGUAAAUUAAUUGAUAGUUUUUAAAUAUGUUAAUAUCAAUAUUUAUUUUAGGUAAAUUGUAAUACAUUUGUAUUAUUUUUAAUAUAGGUUGCUAUUUUAAAAUCAAAUGGAUAGUGGUUUUACUCUAAAAAAUAAGAUGACAAAAAAUAUCGGAGUUAUAAUAUUUUAGAAUUACUUAUUUCAAAAAUUGUCAAAAAAAAUCUCUGAAAAAAGUUAACACUUUUCGAGAUAUCACAAUGGGCAUAUCGUCAUAGGACACUUUUCCGUAUGAUUUUAAAAUAAUUAAGCAUCGUAAAAUUUAGUACGUACUAAUUAGUAGCCAGUAUACUAGUGGCGUGUUCAACUUAUUGAUGAGGAACAAAAAUAUAUACAAUUCAUCACCCCCACUUGUCCAUCCAAACAAAAAUUAAAAAUUUACAAAAUAUGUGUAUAUUUGUAAAGAUUUUUAUAAUCGAAUGUACCUACUUUUAUUUUAAUUAGUUAAUUGAUUACACUCGUUAUCUUGUAUCUUGGUUUAUGUUAUAGUGUAUGCAGAUUUAAUAAUGUAUAAAAUAUUGUUGGCAGCGGGGAGGUCAACGUUCUAUACAAUUAUUAUGAUAAUUAAUAUUAUGAGGGUAUAAAUCAAUCGCGGUCGUUGAGCAAAUUUCUAGAAAUAAACCUGCUUACCUGUAUUCUUCUAACAAUGCAUUGGAUUCGAUCUGCAUGGACAGACUGAUGUUUUCGGUGUACUAAUUUACUACUAAGUACUAAAUUUUUGAACUAUAAUUAACAGGUUUUAUGCUGUAGAGUGUAGAACUACGUAUGUUACUUAAGUAAGCCACAUAUUCGUAUACGUAGUAUAUUUCUAUUGUCUAUGAUAUACCUAGUCUCCAAUGUGGCUAUUUUGUGGUAGGGGACCACCUUCCCCACUAAACAUUUUGAAGAAGCAAUUGCUUCAAAAUAGUAUCCUCGCUACGCCACUGGUAUAAACUAACUCAUCGUGAUUAUAAAGUCCAAAUGUCCAGCAUAUAAGUAACAACGGAUUUAAACUUUAAUAUUUUAUCUAAGUAAAAAAAAAUUCAUAUUUUCAGAUUCGUAUAAUAACCGCAACAUGUUCAGUUUGGGGUACAGGAUUCAAUUACAAUGAAAUUAUAUUUAUCAAUAUGGCUUGGAUCGUUAAUUCUUCUAUUAUGGUAUUGUAAAUUAUUUUCUUUCAAAUUUCAAUAAUUAGAAUAAAAUUAAAUAUUGGCUAUGUUCAGAAAUGUCUAAUAUAUUCACCAUAACAUUUGACUAUGUAUGCAAGUUGAACGAAACUAUUUCUAAAAUCGAGGUUUUAUUAAAAUCAGGAAUUAAAAAGAGCUGAUACUGGGGACGUGUGCAACCACUGUUUUAUUAAUAGUUGGCAGUGGGAAAGAUGGGAUACAUACAGUUAUUUAUAUUAUACUUUUAAUCAACGAUAAAUCAUAUUUUAAACGCUAUUACCGCGGGAUGACACUCAUACAAAUUAAAAACCGGCCGUACAAAUUGAUACUAUCAUAAGCGUCAUUUUCGCGGAAUGAGGCUCGCACAAUUCGUAAAAACGGUGUUAUGAAUUCAUAAAAAUUGAAUACUAAUAAAUAUAGCGUAGUCAAACUCAAUUAUACUUAGUUUUUAAAUAUGAGUGAGGCUGAAAUUACAUAACCCUGGCCCUACCAGAUGUUUUUUUUGCAAUAACGUGAAAAUCAAGGUCAUACAAAUUUUGAAAACUGGCAUACCAAUUUAUACAAACUACAUACUAAAUAUCUAUACAGACAUUUUUUCGAAAUUCCAAAUGGGUGGAGCCGGAGUGAUGUAGGCCUUUACUACGCUCGAAAUAUAAAACAUGAGAUUGGAGUUUGUAUUAUUUGUUGACAUUUAAUGUUCCAUAUUGUGUAAUUUAAUUAGAUGAUUAUCUAAUCAGGUAUUAAUAUUAUCACUCGAUAUCUUUGAUUUUCAAUUUACGUAACAUUUUGUGAACAUUGAAUUUACCUAUUGUUUGUAUUAUAAAAGUAUAUAUAGUAAAAACAUUUUUUUUUUUUAUAUUAUUUAAUACAAUGUAUGGCUUUUUAUGUGUAGACGUGUUUUACAACUACCUCACAUUUGUUUGGUCAAACUCCACUUGAAGAUUUCUACAAUCAAAUUGUUUUGAUCAUUGGAAUAUUUUUACUACUUAGAGUCUUCUUAGGGUCAUUCGUCAUACAUAAAUUUGGUCCAAUUUUGUUGACCAAUACCGUACAAUAUGGACAUUGAAUAAGUAUAUGCAAUACUACGAAAAUUACAGAAUUUAUUAUAGUAAUAAUAUGUUUUAUUUUUUAGAUAAUUCUGUAUAAUUUUCAUAUAUGUAGGUGUAAAUAAUUUAUAUUUUUCAUAAUAAAAUGUUAGUUAUGAAUAAGUGGU